Messenger RNA from Paramecium primaurelia, 2104 nucleotides. The record is from the annotation of a GenBank genome assembly. Lineage: Eukaryota; Ciliophora; Oligohymenophorea; Peniculida; Parameciidae.
AUGAGAAAUCCUAAAAAAGUAAAAGUCAUAUUAUUUGGCCUGAAAAAAUUUGAUGAAUAUAACUAUUUUAGUGAUACAUAGGCCUUUAUUGAGAGAGUAAAGCCACCAGAUUUUCCUUUAAAUUAAAUAGGAUAGAGUUAAGGGAUUCUUCUAUCAAGAUUAGAAAAUUAUGUUCAAAUAAAAACAAACUAUUUAAAUAAAGGGAUAGAAGGAAAAUUUAUGUUUUGUAAGAGAAUUCAAUUAUAUUAAUAUAGCUUUUUAUAAUCAUAAUACCAAAACAUUUUAUGACAUGAAUACAUUAUUAAAAGAUGGUUCAAAUUUCAUAUUUCUUAAUUUGGAAUUUUGUGAUGAUUAAAAACCAUUGUUGGUUAGAUUGGUCUUUAUUAUUAAUAGAGAGAUUUUAAACUAAUUAUAGAUUGAUUUAGUGAAAAAUAAGGAGAAGUUAUCUUAUUUAAAUUAAAAAAUAUUGGAAUUAUAUAAAAAAUUAUAAUUUGAAUCCCAAUUACUAAAUUAAAUAAAUGAAGAAAUUAAUAUAAUAAAGGAUUAAGAUUAAUAUCAAAAAGAAAAAUAUGAUAUCGCAAUAUUAUAUAGUCAUCCUGUAGUAGACCAAGAUCCUGAAGAAGAAGAUAAGUAUUUCCCUGUAAACUUUAAUGAAGACAUUUCAUUAUUUUUAAAUCUAAUAAAAGAACUAAAUAUAAAGAUUUCAUAUUAUAUUACAUAAGCAACUAAACAGAAUUUAUAUAAAGUUUUGAGACAAAAUCCAAAAAUAAUAUAUAUUAGUUGCCAUGGAAAUUUAGAUGAUAAUAUGGAGACAUGUUUAGAAUAUGAGAAGGAGUUGAAGGAGUUGAAGGAGUUGGAGUUGAAGGAUGAUCGAUAUUGUUGUAUAGAGUAAGUAACAGAAACAGAUAUUUCUAACAUUUUGAAUUAGCAAUUAUUAAAAAGAGCUUUAGUUUUUUUAAGUUGUUGCCAUUCUGGAAAUAUCGCUGAAAUAUUUCAUUAAUAAGGCUAUCCUACUGUAGGAAUUGAUAAACGUUUAAAAUUAGGAGAGAAAGCUGCAAAUUCAUAUUUCUAAAGCUUUUAUGAGAAAUUACUAUAAACUUAAUAGGAUUUAUAACUUAAAGAAUGCCAUGACUAGGCAAAAAAGUAAGUUUAAUAAGAUCUUGGGAAGAAGGACUUCUAAUAUUGUGAAUCUCAUAAACAUACUUAAAAGUGCAAAAAGUUAUUCGAAACGGAGUAAAGUAAUCAAUUAAUUGCAUUUCAAUAAUAAAGAUCUUGUUGUCAACCAUAAGAAGAUAUAUUAUAACACAAAUUAGAUGAUCAAUGUCAAGUAAAGAAAAAGAUUUAAGAAUUUUUGAAAAAGUAGUUUCAAGAUUAAACAAAUGCUUUUUUAGAAAGAUUAGAUAAAGUUGCAAAAUAAAAUAAGGGCUUAUUGAAAAUAUGUUGCUGUGAAUUAGCAGAAAUAUUUUUUUUUUAAGAUGAUGAGUUUAAGAAUGAUUUCAAUUACUCAUAAAUUGAAAUGGAGCACAGAUCAUCAGAAACAUUUAAGCUUUUUGGGAAUGAAAAUGAGUUGAUUUUUAGUUUUAUUAAAAAAGGCGAUUAAACACCUAAAAAUAAAGUUUAAUGGCUAAAGGAAUACUUGGUUUAAAUUGAAGAGUCAAAAUAAAUCCUUACUUAGUUAUUGGAUAUAUUUUAAGAAAAAGAAAAAAGCAAAAUUAUUUAUGUUUAAAUUUCAGAUAAUAAAUAAACUGUGAACGAUUAAAUCCUAAAUUUUUUAAAAUAAGUUGCAAUUUAUUUUAGAGUAAAACUUUAAUAUAUAUUUUAGCAAAGAUAUAUUGAGUAAUCUUAACUAAAAGACAUUAGAAUAGAAAUUAUUGACAAUAUUAAUCAAAUAUCUAAGAAUGAAGAAUAAGUCCAAUACAUAUUUAUUAUUAAAGGAAUCAAUUAAAAAUAGUGGGAGUAAAGCAAAGAAUUUUUUAUCAAUUAGAAACAUAUUGUUAUAAUCCCUUAUAUUGAGUUGAAACCCAACCCUCCUAAUCGUAUAUAUUUAAUGUAUGAUGAAUUUAUAAAAAUCUACGAGGAAAAUAUAAAGAAAAAUCCAAAUUGA